ACUACACAUUCCCUAACAUUAAUAUUUCUGAUUUCGGCGGUUCUAAUCGAAGCAAGAUGUCCAACGAAUUGCUCCUGUUAUUUGGACUUGCGAGGAAGAAAAUCUGUCGAAUGUAAAGAGGGUGGAAUGAGUGGGCCAUUAUCAUUAACCGAAAUGGAAACCUCAGUUCAAGUCUUAAGAAUCACCGCUCCCGAUGACAAUUUAAACGCACUAACGAUGAGCCCCAAUAUUAGAACUUUUACCAAUUUGGAAGAGAUCCAUAUUACGAAAUCGAACGUUCCCAUUCUCGGCCAACAUUUCUUUUACGGAUUGAAACGAUUGCUUAUUUUGGAUCUAUCCCAAAAUAAUAUUACGCAACCUUUAGAUCACAAUUUUAAUGGAUUGAAUUUUUUGCAAGAACUUUAUUUGGACGAUAAUCGAAUUUAUUCGUUGCCCAGUGGAACUUUUCGAUAUUUAAAGGAGUUGAGGAUUUUAUCGAUUCAAAGGAAUAAAAUGCAAGAAAUGCCACCAAGCGUUUUUCAACAAUUAGAUAAAUUACAAGAGUUAAAAAUUAGUGGAAAUCUAUUUGGGGUUUUAAGUCCGGAAGUUUUUAAGGAUAUAAAGGGUCUACGAAAAUUAGAAUGUAGAGCUUGUGGAUUAUCCUCAAUCGACCAAGAAAUAUACAAAUUAAUUCCCGAUUUAAUCCACCUGGAUUUAGGUGAAAACAACCUAAAACAAAUCUCACCAAACGAAUACGAUUAUUUAACAAAAUUGAAAUCGUUAAAACUCGAUGGGAAUCAAAUACAUCGUUUAACAGGACCACACUUCCAAACGUUAUGGGAACUACGAAAAUUAAAUUUAGCGAAAAACGAAUUCAAAGAAAUAUCAAGAGGCGCAUUUAAAAACUUAACCAAACUAAACGAAAUCGAUUUAUCUUUUAACGAUUUUGAAAAAAUCGAUAGCGAUAUUUUCCAACCAUUCGAAAAUUCGUUAGAAAAAUUAAUUUUGAAUGGAAAUCAUUUGAGGCCGUACAAAAUUAAGCAACUCGUUCAAAAUUUAAAGGUAUUAAAAAAUCUUCAACUUUCCGAAUGUGGGUUGACUGAUUUCGAAGAAGAAAAUUUCGUCCCGGAAACUUUGUUAACAUUAAAUCUCGCCGGGAAUUACUUAUCAAUGAUUCCACCAGAAAGCAUCCCGUACAGUUUAAUUGAACUUGAUUUAUCAAAGAAUCGAUUUAAAGGAUUCCGAGAAGAGGUUAUGCAACGAAUCGAAAACACCCCAAAAUUAAAAUUGGAUUUAAAUCCUUGGUCGUGCGAUUUGUGCUACAUUUUUCCAUUAAUUUCCAGAGUUAACAAAAGCGAAAUUAUCCGAAAUUUACGUUGCGCGUCCCCGUUUCAUUUCGAAAACAAACAACUCGGCUCUAUACGCACAGAAGAAUUAAAUUGGUGUAGCACCCCAACUUAUCAACCAACAGACGCAAAUUUAUUCUUUUUAGGAGAUGAGAAUAAAGUAGGAAUAAUCGCAGCCGGAGCAUCCGUGGUACUUUUAGUUUUAACGAUUUUAUCGAUUUUGGGUGCUUUGAUUUAUUCCCGAAGACACGCUGCUAAAUAUUACACGCACGAAGAGAAACGAUCGCCGGAGAGAGAAUCAAUUUUUGAGAAUCAAACGCCGUUAUUUGAUGAUAAAGAGUUGAGUUUCAAAUUUCCUUUGGAUCCGCCAGUUAAGAAGAUCUCAAUCGCUACUAUUGAUGAGUUGAAGAAGGAACAAGAUUUAUUACAAGCUAAUGGGACGUGAAAUGGAUUUAUUUUGAAUUAACCCUGGUGAAAAAAGUAAAAGUGAGAAAACGAAGAAUUGACAUUGUUUUUAAUUAUUUCUAAAAAAAUUUUAAACUUUUUUGGUGUUUUUUCUGUUUAUUCUACGCGAAAAAUAGUUACUUAAUGCGAUUAUUGUGUGAGACGUAAAAAUGCGUAAAGAGAACUGAGUCAUUUAUAUAUUUAAUACAUACAGUUCGUGUCAAAAGUUAUCCUCCCGCCUGUCUCAUUUGAAAAAGAUUCGAAAUAUCGUCAUGAGCCAAAACACAUCGAUUUUUAUUUUUCAUUAGCCCAAAUAUUUUAACAUAAAAAAAGUUUGUAACUUUUGGUUUUGCCGCAAAAUGGGUCAAGAAAAUGGAACGUACUGUAUAACAUUAUGGUAUUUUCUGAUAAAGCUAAAAAAUACGAAUCCAAUGAUGCCCCACUUGCUCUUUAACCUGAAUCUUGUCCUUCAACAUUUAUUAGUUGAGGAUCAAGAACACUUUGUAAAAUAGCUUUAACCUUUAGUUCUUGCUCAGGUGAUUCGUUCUUAUCAAUCUCUACCCAUUCUGCAAUUUCCUCUUCAAAUAUAUUUUCUAGGUAUACCCCUGAUUACAUCUAACAUUUCACUUAUUGUAUCUAAGGUUUUUUCUUCACUGAUUUGAGUUGUUCCACCAAUUUCGGCGAAUACAUUUAGCCAUAGCUUCUUCCAACAGCAUUGUAAAGUAACUUCUUUUAUUCGAUACCAAAAGAGUAGGCUAGCAUAUACGGCAUCCUUGACAUUAUCUGUAGAAAGCCAGUCUCGUUAUAAUCAGAGUUUAAUAAGUCCUGAAGAAAGGAGCUUCUAUAAAAACAUUUAAAAUUUUGAAUAACCUCUUGAUCCAUAGGUUGGAUCAAUGAGAUAACAUGUGGAGGCAAAAAUUUUGCAAAUAUGUUACCAGAAAUCAACUCCGUUAUUGGCGGUUGUACUUUGCAGUUAUCUAAAAGAAGGAGGCCUUUGCUAUCUUCUCGCAGUUUAAGCUUUCUAAAGUUAUCCUUGACCUGUGGGACAAAGUGGUGUAAAAACCAGUCAUUAAAUAAUUCGGCAGUCAUCCAGGCAUUUUAUUGAGCAUCGUAAUUAACAUUAUAUUCCUAAAAGCCAAUUUUUAGGCAAUUACCUAUCUUUCUUUUUCUUAUAACCCUUAGCUGCCUUUCCUUCUCCAUCUAAACUUGUAGUCGGUAAACAACGAGCAGCUGACAGGUCGUCGUCUUUGUAAAUUUUGUCAAAUCCUUCCUUAUAGUACUUUGCAGAUUUUUCAUUUGCAGAUUUUGUCUCUCCCCUGACAUCAAGUUUUCGAAUUCCAUAUCGAAACCAAAAAUUUCUGCGCCAGCCGCCUGAAAAAUUACAGUUUCCCUCUGUAUUCAAAUUCUCUUUAAAUUUUUUAGCUUUUUCAAUAAUCACUGAACAGAUUUAUACCAUUUAUACAAGACGCUGUCUAGUUGCUCCAGCUUGGGUUUUCUAAAAGUUUACUCAGAUACAGAUUGAGAAACUUGAUGAGUUCGUCUUUUUAUUUUGUAAUGUCAGAAAUAGUUGAUGACCCAAUAUUAAAUUCAUUCAUCAAAACAUUUUUAUUUCCACCCUUUCCCAAACGUUUGAUGAUUUCCAGCUUCUGAUUAAUGGUGCGAGUAACUUGUUAUUUUUUCUGUUCAGAGUUUUUAUCACUUGGCAUUUUACCAUCUAUACAAGACGCUGUCUAGUUGUUCCAGCUCAGAUUUUCUAAGAGUUUACCUAAAAACAACAUUUUCAGAUACAGAUUGAGAAACUUGAUGAAUUCGUCUUUUUGUCUGAUAAUGUCAGAAAUAGUUGAUGACCCAAUAUUGAGAGUAACGUGUUGUCUUUUCUGUCCAGAGCUUUUAUCACUUGGCAUUUUGAGCAGCAAUCAGCUCCAGCAAUCCCAAACGAUUAUCGGACUAUUGAAUGUCGGAUUGACGGAAGUUUACAUUAUUACACAUUAUACAGGAUGAGAUUCAUUUUCGAAUUAUUAUUUUUUGUAUAAAUUGGUUCAAUUUACAAAUACCCAGGUAAUUAUUGGUGUCAGCGUACGAUGUUUGUUACUUUAUGGCUCAAUCUUUCAUGACGAAUUUUAUGUCUAGAACACACAACGCAUCGCUUUGAAAUUGGUUUAUUUCGUUCGUUGCAUGAGAAUAUACUUGGAAAAUACCUGUCUAUAAGGCUACUUCAAGGACGAAUUGUUUAACAAGGUUUUUUUAAUAAUCUGCUACAGAAAUCUUUGUUUUAGUGAUGUUCAUGUAUAAUGCUUGGGUAUUUAGUAUACUAUUACUCAAAAGGUGAAAAAAUACUUUUUUGUACCACUUUACCGACUUUCUAACUAACGCAGCAGAACUCAGCAACAUAUCUGUCUUGUCAACAGUACCAAUGAAUCGAUUAUAUUAGAUAACGUAAUCUGGUUUACUAACUUCUGCUUUAUGUACUUUUCUGACUACAUGUACCAUAUCAGAAGUUGGACAAAUUGUAAGUACUAGAAUAUCUCUUUUAUCAUAUCAUUUGAUGGCUAACAAAGUAUCGGUACAGUAAAUUUCACAACAUCCUUUAUACAGUUUGGCAUAAAUAGAUGGUAAAUUUUUCCAAUUAGCCUUGACAGCUCCACACACAGUAGUACCUUGCUUGCACAGAUGAUCAUAUAAUAUUCGACUUGUUUACCACUUGUCAGGGCAUAAGGUAUUACCAGAAUUCAAAUAACUUUUAAUCGACGUUAAAACUAUAUUUCCAGACUUCAUCUCUAUCUUCAUUUAUAUCUCGCCAUCGUUGUAAUCGAUACAUUGUUCUGCAGUUUCGCUCUGAAUGUCGGUAAAAUAGCGGUUAUUUCCUUGGACAAUAAUAUAAUUUACAAUAUUUGACGAGAAGAAACUUUUGAAACAAUUUAACACGGUACCGUUAUUUUUUCAUAAAUUUUCAUCUAGACACCCUAAAUUAAUUUGAGUAAAAACAUGUGGGUCUGGUACAAAAUCCUUCUUGAUCCAUCGAAAAUGUUUUCUAUUGUCUUCUUUUUGCAUCAGCUCUUCAUCGUCAUCUGCAUCAAUUUCUGCUAUUGAAUUACUGGUUAAAUUUGCAGAAAUAAUGGAAUUUUCAAAAUCAUCGUCAUGGUAGUCUUGGUAUCUAUCGCCGUUUGUAAUAAUUCUUCAUUCUCACUGCCAUAAUCAGAUGCUUGGACUAAAAUACUGUUGAUGUCUGGUUUCAACAACGACUUGAGGAUUUUUGUCAAACUCCAUAUGAUUAUUAUGAGAGUUGAAUACUCCAUUUCUGGUUUUUCUACUUCAGUGAACAGAAGGAUAAUAGGUAAAAAAUUAAGGCGUUCAACAGCUACUCGUAAAAACCAUUGACAGAACAUUUUGCGUGGUAAUUAGGAGGAGCGAGUACCCACUUGAACCGAAACUCUUCUCACACUUCUAUCUCCUUCGUACAUAAGAGUCCGUCUGGUAACAUAUAACUUUUUUCAAAAGACCCGGUUUCGUUUGGAUGAUGAAAACCCAUUUCAAACAUUACAUGUGAAAGCAGUUACCAGUUGGGAAAUGUUUCCGCACUUAAAAGCAACGUAUACUCAAAGCAUUUCCAUUGGCACGACCGUGCAUGAACACCAUAUCGGCCAGUUUAGGCAUUUGGAUAGUAACAUCAAAUUAAUUUAUGUUAAAACAACGUAAAUCACUUAGCAAGACAACUUGGCGCAAUCAUUAAGUAUUGAUUUGCGGACUCAUAUUCAUUAAGACUUUUCAACUUGUUUCGACUAAAAGUAAUAAAUAACUUUUUAUGCCAAAAUAUUUGGGCUAAUAAAAAAUAAAAAUCGUGUUUGGCUCAUGGCGAUAUCUCAAAGAAUUUUUAAAUUAUACAAGGGGGAGUUACUUUUGACGCUGACUGUAUAUUCCAAUAAAAAAGAAUAUUAAUUAUUAUUUUUACAUAUUUUUACGGCUCAAUCGUAUAUAUUUAUAUU
Messenger RNA from Onthophagus taurus, 5752 nucleotides. The record is from RefSeq and is a predicted model, not a curated record. Lineage: Eukaryota; Metazoa; Arthropoda; Insecta; Coleoptera; Scarabaeidae.